CUCUGAGGGGUUUCUAGCUGGCAGGAUACUGAGUGUAGUGCUGCUCUGUGGCUACAUGCUGUCCGGAGUCAUGGCUGCACAGCUGGUUGUUGCUCUGCUGGCUCUUACCUCCCUGUGCGCUGCUGCACCUCAACAUGACUGCAAAGAGCUGGUGAAGCCUCUGGUACUGGACAGCCACAGCCCUAUCUAUGGGAAGUGGGUGCUUCACGUGGCAUCCUGGGAUGAGCAUGGUUUGAAGAGCGACCUGGUGGCAGUUAACGCCUCGUGGGUGGAGAUUUCUUCUUCGUCUGACACCAACCACAUCGAUGUCUACUGGGCUGACCGCCUGGGGGAAAAAUGCCUUCAGGGUCUAGCCAAUGCAACAGUCUCUGGAAUGACAAGCCACACCACAUUUAAUAUCAAUGGUCACACUUCAUAUCAUGAGGGGAAGUACUAUGAGACCUGUGCUGACUGCCUCCUGUCUGAAGAUACCACACUACUCCCCGAUGGCAAGUCAAAAGGACGAUACCUGUUCCUCUUCACAAAGAGUGGCAACGUGGACCCAUCUGAGAUAGAGACCUACAAGAGGCAGGCCGAGUGUCUCAACUUUCCUGAAGAGAACAUCUACCAGUUUGGAACUGGAGAGCUGUGUCCAGAUGACAGGAAAACUGCUUCUGCUGCUACAGAGACCACUGAAGCUUAAGUCAGCAAACUAAACAACACAUUAUCAAAUCCAUUCAGCUAGACAUGCACUAGAUAGUGUUGUAAUGUGAUCUGAAUACUGAUAUAACACUGGUCUGGAUUAACCCCACAUAUGUUGUCACCCAGCUGGAUCCCUGAUGAGUUCAAAGCCUGAUGGUUUGAGGCCAUGUUAGAUUGUGGUUUGCUGUGAGCAGAAGUCUUAUUUCUUUUAUAGUUGGUUAAAGAAAUGUGGCUUGGAAAAAGUUUAUGGCAUUUUUGGUAAGGUGAUGGCUGAAGGAGCUGGUGUAGUCACAUUAACAAUCUGUAAAUAGUAGUCUGUUUUACAUUUAUACCGUCUGUAUGAGAUAAAUAAAAACUACUUUUACUUCCUC
Messenger RNA from Cheilinus undulatus (humphead wrasse), 1052 nucleotides. RefSeq lists its product as uncharacterized. The record is from RefSeq and is a predicted model, not a curated record. The transcript has 6 exons. NCBI's taxonomy places the organism in Eukaryota, Metazoa, Chordata, Actinopteri, Labriformes, Labridae. The coding region runs from base 56 to 682 and encodes 208 amino acids.